AUGGCAGAAAUUUUAAAUAUUCAGCGACCAAUCAUAUUUGAUGACUCUAUAGCUCAUUGUGAGGUGCAUGCGCAUCAACCGUAUGCAUCAGCAACACUAAAUAACAACGAUGAAGUGAGGAUAACAAUUCAAAAUCAAAAUUUGUGUAUACUUCCAAGCAAAAGUGUACUACACAUCAUCGGUAAAUUCACGAAAAAUGAUAAUACAGCUGUUGCCAAUACAACUAACUUUGUGAACAUGGGAAUAACUCAUAUGAUCAAAGAGUUCCGACUAUUGAUAAAUGGAGUAGAAGUGGAUCGGAAUAACAAUGUUGGUAUAACUAUUUUAAUGAAAGGAUAUCUAUCAUUUAGCCCAAAUCAAUUGAGUACUUUGGAAAAUGCUGGCUGGUUGAUGAAUAAUGAGGUUAAGUUUACCGAUGAUGCAGGAAACUUUGACUUUAUAAUUCCACUUAAUGUUUUAAGUGGUUUUGCUGAAGAUUAUCUUAAAGUUUUGAUGAAUGUUCAACUUGAAAUAAUUCUAACGAUAUCAAACAGUGAUAUAAAUUCUUACAUACAAACAAAUGCUGAUGCUGCUGCUGAAGAAGUAAAAAUCACACUUCAAAAAAUUGAAUGGAUUGUACCGUAUAUAACUCCAGCAGAUAAAGAAAAAAUUCAAACUCUGAAUUACAUCGCCAGUGAUCCUGCUAUACCAAUAAGUUUUCGGACUUGGGAAUUGUAUGAGUAUCCUCUGUUACCUGCAACUUCAAAACAUAUUAGGGCAGUCAAAACCUCAACUCAGCUCGAAAAGCCACGUUACGUUGUUCUUGGAUUCCAAACAGCAAGGAAAAAUGAUGCUCGGAAAGAUGCUAGCAAAUUUGAUCACUGCAAUUUACGAAACGUCAAAUUAUUUUUAAAUUCACAAAGUUAUCCUUAUGGUGACUUGAAUUUAGAUAUACCUCAUAACCAGUAUGCUUUAUUAUACCAUAUGUACACAGAUUUUCAAACAUCAUACUAUAACAAAGAAGCCGAACCACUGCUAUCGAAAAAGAAAUUUUUGGAUCAAGCACCACUGUGUGUAAUUGAUUGCUCCAAGCAGAACGAAGCUAUAAAAUCUGGACCAGUUGACAUUCGAUUGGAAUUUGAAUCAGUUGAUCGGUUUGCAGCCAACACAACAGCAUACUGUUUAAUUAUUCACGAUCGUAUCAUUGAAUACAAUCCUAUAAGCAGCACUGUCCGUAAGUUAGUAUAA
Cotesia glomerata is the source of this 1227-nucleotide messenger RNA. RefSeq lists its product as uncharacterized. NCBI's taxonomy places the organism in Eukaryota, Metazoa, Arthropoda, Insecta, Hymenoptera, Braconidae. Bases 1 to 1227 code for a protein of 408 amino acids. The record is from RefSeq and is a predicted model, not a curated record. The transcript has a single exon.